Messenger RNA from Armigeres subalbatus, 401 nucleotides. RefSeq lists its product as uncharacterized. The record is from RefSeq and is a predicted model, not a curated record. Bases 61 to 378 code for a protein of 105 amino acids. NCBI's taxonomy places the organism in Eukaryota, Metazoa, Arthropoda, Insecta, Diptera, Culicidae. The transcript has 2 exons.
CGGCACAGCCGAGUACUGCACCAGUAGCAGCAACAGCACCAGCACCAGCUAGAUCUAAUAAUGGGACACAGCGGAAGAAGAAAUUCCGUCAACGCCGGUCAACAGGUCAACAGCUUCGUCUUGAUGGACGAUCGCAUAGUUGAUGUAAUUUCCUUGGAAAAAACUUAUUCAUCUCGGACAGUCAAAUGCCUAAGCAAGCUGAUUUGUUUAUGCUGGAUCUCUGACACUGAGCUGGCGGGUGGAUUGGACGACGGUCAUCUGAUGAUGUUCAACGUGGACGACGGUGACGAAGAGACUAUGAAUCACGAGUUAAAGCAAAAUUUGCACAAUAAACAUCCGGUGCCUGCUGACUUGCAUGUUGAUUACGGAGGCGGAUGAAUUGGGUUUACAAGUACCCUCAG